AUGUCGGCUCGGGCCAAGGCUCUCGCGGCGAGCAAGAAGGGCAAGCUGGACUGGCGGGACUGGGUGUGCCCGGGGUGCAUUCGCUGUGAGGCCUGCCACCGGUACGGGGAGCCAUCGUCCAUCGUGUGCUGCUACCGCUGUGACAGGGGCUACCAUGUGGCGUGCACGCAGCUGCACACCAAGUCACCGUUCAAGGGUCCCUUCCUGUGUCCGAGCCACACGCAGUGCCACAGCUGCGGCUCCAAAGUGCCUGGCAGUGGCACGUCCUCGCGCUGGUUCUUCAACUACAUGCUGUGUGACGCCUGUGGCCGCCUCUUCGUCAAGAAGAAGCACUGCCCCGUCUGCCUCAGGGUAUAUCGGGACUCAGAGCCAACGCCAAUGGUGUGUUGUGACAAAUGCGAGCACUGGGUGCAUUGCGCAUGUGACAAUAUCAGCGAUGAGCAGUACAUGCAGUAUCAGACCAACUCAGACCUCUCCUACACAUGCCCUGCCUGCCUGGGCCACGCUCCUAGUGUCGCAACCGCAGCAGAGGCCACUCAAGAGCUCUGGUCUCGAUUCAAACGCCGCGUGGAGCAAGGCAAGGGAGGAGCAAAGGCAGGCGGGGAGGGGGCAGCAGAGGAAGUGGAGGGAAGCAGUUGGUCUCGGAAGAGGGGGCAGAGAAAGAGGGGCAUGGCGUCGCUUCAUGCGAAGGAGAAGCAGGAGGAAGGGGAUGCGGACCGGGAGGGGCGAGGAGAUGGGCAAGAGGGCAUUGAUGAGGAGGAGGAGGAUGAGGAGAGGGAAAAGGCUCCUCCUCCGUUUUCGGAGAGUGAGGGAGAGGAGAAUGGGAGGGAAUGGGGAGGAGGAAUGGGUGGUGGUGACAGUGUUGGUAGAAAGGGAAGGAGGGUGGGGUUGGGGCAUGUUGCAGGGUCUGUUGGAAAGGAGAAAGGGGAAGGAGAAGAGGGUUUAGGGAAGAGGAAGAGGAGGAAGGUGGUAGGGGAGGAGGAGGUGGGGGAAUUGGAGGAGGGAGGGGAGAGGAAGAGGAGGAGAUGGAAGAGUGGCAAAGGAGAGGAGGAGGAAAAGGUGGGGGAGGGAGAGGAAGGGGGUGAGGGAAGAGGGGGGGAGGGGAUUCGAGUGAGAAUAAGGCUUAAUAGGAAGAGAGGGGAAGGUGUGAGGGUGGAGGAGCAGGAGGGGCCGCAUGAGGGGGAACGGGCGGGCGAGGGGAGGGAGAGGAGGAAGAGGAAGGGAGAACAUGAGGAAGCAAAAGAAACGGCCAAAAAUAAAGAAAAGGAUGAUUCGGCAAGGGAGGAGAAAAGGAACGAUGAGAGAAGUAUGAAGGAACAAGAUUCAGCAGAGAAGACUGAGGAGUUGGGAGAGAGGAGAGGAGGGGAAGCAGGAGAGGGCGAUGGAGGGAAAGCAGGAGAGGGCGAUGAUUACCAUGAAGAGGUGGCGCGCAGCAAGAGGAGGAGGAAGGGAGGGAAGGAGGAGGAGGGGAGGGAUGGGGGCAAGGGAAGGCAGAGGAGGGAGGGAAAGGAGGUGGAGGAGGCAAGGAGAGGAAAGAUUGGUGUGAGUGGUGUGAUGCAAGGGGGGGUGAUGAGGGGAGGGGUGAGGGUGUGGAUAGCGGAGGAAGAGUAUAAGGAUAACAAGGGAGACACGGGAAAGGAGGUGGAUGGUGAGGGGAAGGAGCAAGUUAAGGAGAAGCAUGGGUAUGAAAAAGUGGGCUCGGAGGAAGGGGAAACAAAAGAGAGAAGGAAGGAAGAUAAAGAAGUAAACCAGGCGCAUGGGAGUGGUGUUAGCACGGAGGGUGUGGGUCUUGAAGCGCCUCUAAAGCCUUCUCAGGAAGAGAAGCAAACGCAUGGGGGUGGCAGUAUAGGGGGUUUGGCGGGCUUGGAUGUUCUUAUAGGGGAGGCGGGCAAGGGGGGGGCUGCAGGUGGCAAUAGUGGGAGGGGGAGGGGUGGCGGAGGGAGGAGUGUUGGGGAAGGUGAGGAAGGGAAAGAGGAUGGGAAGGUGGGCGGGAAGGGGGAUAGCGUGGGUGAUGUGGAGGAGAAGAGGGAGGGCAGUGAGGAUGGAGAUGGGGAGGGCACGGCAGGCAAGGAUGGGCCCAACAGGAGGGCGUCGGAUGCCUCUGUCAGGGCUGGCAGGCACGAGGCAGAGGGCAGACAGCAGCUAGAAGCAGCUGCUGUCGGUGCCUCUGAAAGUUCUGCUGGGACUGGUGGUGGUGGUGAUGGUAGUGCUGGUGUUGGCGGUGCUAGUGUGGGUGGUUCUGGUGGUGUUCCUGGUGGUGGCGCUGGUGAUGGAGGGGUGAGGGGGUUGAAGCUGAUGAUUCGCAAGUCGCACGGGACAGGAGGAAUGGGUGGCAAGGGUAGGGAUGAAGACAACAGGCUAACCUAG
This is a messenger RNA of Closterium sp. Yama58-4, 2367 nucleotides long. The record is from the annotation of a GenBank genome assembly. Lineage: Eukaryota; Viridiplantae; Streptophyta; Zygnematophyceae; Desmidiales; Closteriaceae.